This is a messenger RNA of Marmota monax (woodchuck), 3817 nucleotides long. RefSeq names its product transmembrane protein 132B. The transcript is spliced from 9 exons. NCBI's taxonomy places the organism in Eukaryota, Metazoa, Chordata, Mammalia, Rodentia, Sciuridae. Bases 342 to 2315 code for a protein of 657 amino acids. The record is from RefSeq and is a predicted model, not a curated record.
GACGGCGAGAGCGGCCGGGAGCAGGAUGCGCUCCAAGGGCGAGGCCCCUGGGCCGGCGGCGCCGCUGUGAGGGGCGCUGAGCCUGGUGUUGAGCGCGCUGCUGGGCAAAGUUUUUGGCGGACACAACAUCUUUGUUUGUAUGUGGUGCUGAGGAUGGAACCCGGCCGCACGCAUGCCAGGGAGAAGAUGAGCCCAGAGCCAGGCCACAUACAGCCUUGCCAGUGGGGUGCUCCAGGGAACCCACAGACAAGCCCAGAACAGGCAAUCAGUACCCAAAGGACCCUCAGACCGAGCCCUGGAGAAUGCUGGGGAGAAAUCCUGUGCUGGUGUGAGCCUGACAGAUGCAGGAGGACACAGAAGUUUUGAACACCGCCAUUCUCACCGGAAAGCCUGUCUCGGUCCCUGUCAAAGUCAUGGGGGUUCAAGAGGACGGUUCCGUGGUGGAUGUGUCAGAGGCUGUGGAGUGCAGGUCAGCCGAUGAGGACAUCAUGAAGGUUUCCAACAACUGUGACUCCAUUUUUGUGAAUGGGAAGGAAAUGAAGAGUAAAGUGGACAAGAUAGUGAACUUCACCCAUCAGCACUUCAUCUCCCUGGUGGAAGUCACUGUCUGGGCACCCCGACUCCCCUUGCAGAUUGAGAUCUCAGACACAGAGCUGAGCCAGAUCAAGGGUUGGAGGAUCCCGGUGGCCUCCAACAGAAGGCCCACCCGGGAGAGUGAAGACGAGGAGGACGAGGAGAAGAAGGGGCGAGGCUGCUCCCUGCAGUACCAGCAUGCCCUGGUGCGCGUCCUCACCCAGUUUGUGACUGAGUCAUCUGACUUGGGUCAGCUGACCUACAUGUUGGGCCCAGACUGGCAGUUUGACAUCACUGACCUUGUGACAGAGUUCAUGAAGGUGGAGGAGCCCAGAGUCGCCCAGUUACAGGAUGGCAGGACCCUGGUUGGUCAGGAGCCGGGAAUCACCACUGUUCAGGUCCUCUCACCUCUCUCUGACUCCAUCCUGGCUGAGAAGACAGUGAUUGUCCUGGAUGACCGCGUCACCAUCGUGGAGCUGGGCGUUCAGCUGGUGGCUGGCUUGUCCCUCUCCCUGCAGCCUCACAGGAUGGACCGAAGGGUCAUCGUCUCCACAGUGGUUGCCCAGGAUGUCCUCCAGGCCCCACAGCAGGAAGCCAUAGUCAGUUCUUGGAUUUUGUUCAGUGAUGGCUCCGUGACACCUUUAGACAUUUAUGAUCCCAAGGAUUUUUCCAUAACUGUCUCAUCAUUGGAUGAAAUGGUGGUGUCUGUCCAGCCAAACUUGCAGUCCCAGUGGCCAGUUGUGGUUGCAGAGGGCGAAGGACAAGGGCCCCUGAUAAAGUUGGAGAUGAUGAUCAGUGAGCCUUGCCAGAAGACCAAGAGGAAGAGUGUUCUUGCUGUGGGUAAAGGAAACGUCAAGGUCAGGUUUGCACCAGGCAUCGAGGAGGAGCACCGAGGAGGCAGCAAUGACAUUGAGGGUGUGAACCGGGAAUACAAAGAUCACCUGAGCAACUCCAUAGAGCGGGAAGGGAGCCAGGAGCGAGCAGUCCAGGAGUGGCUCCAGCGUGGGGGCCCUGCUGGCCCAGAGGACAGGACCAACAGGAGCACAACCCUGCCGCUGCCUGGGGAGGGGAAGGACAAGAAGCUACUCAAGAGUGGUGGUGCAGACGCCUUCACCAGCUUCCCCACCCAGGGGAAGUUUCCAGAAUCCAGUAACCCUAGUGACCUUACAGUGGCCUCCAGGGGCUUGACGGACUUGGAGAUCGGCAUGUACGCCCUACUCUGCGUCUUCUGCCUGGCCAUCCUGGUCUUCCUGAUCAACUGCGUGGCGUUUGCCUGGAAGUACAGACACAAAAGGCUUGCGGUGAGCGAGCAGGGCAACAUCCCCCACUCCCAUGACUGGGUCUGGCUUGGGAACGAGGUGGAGCUUUUGGAGAACCCAGUGGACAUCACGCUCCCCUCUGAGGAGUGCACGACCAUGAUAGACAGGGGGCUGCAGUUCGAGGAGAGGAACUUCCUGCUGAACGGAGGUUCCCAGAAGCCCUUCCACAGUCAGCUGCUCAGACCUUCUGACUAUGUCUAUGAGAAAGAGAUGAAAAAUGAACCUGUAAACUCUUCUGGCCCGAAGAGGAAGAGGGUCAAGUUUACUUCCUACACCACCAUCCUCCCUGAGGAUGGGGGCCCGUACACCAACUCCAUCCUGUUUGACAGUGAUGACAACAUCAAGUGGGUCUGCCAGGACAUGGGGCUGGGGGACUCACAGGACUUCAGAGACUAUAUGGAAAGACUGCAGGACCAGAUGUAAACUCCUUUCUUAUGUUGUAUUCACCUUUAUGCCUUCUGUUUUCUGAACGGUGGAGCAGUGAGUCUGAUCAGCAAUAGGGUGACUUCGCAAAGCUGAGUUCGUGGAGGUCUGGAGGGGGCCCUUUCUAAGCAUGUUUCAGAGGCCUGGAGAGUUACGUCAGCUGGGUUUUAAGCUGGGAAAUGCCUCUAAAACAGCUACAUGUAGGGACUGGAGGAAUUCUAAGACAACAGUUUUGCCUAUAGCCUGGUACCAGCUCAGUGCAGGUAGAGUAAACCCGACCUCACAGACAUUGUUAGUCAUCUCAUGGCGAAUGGCUAUGUGUAGUGAGGAGAGAUUUGGAUGGUGAUUUUCCUGUUCCUAGACCUUUUAAAGCACAGUGGGCAGGUACAGCCCGUGGCCUGGGUUUGGACACACUGAGAGGUGACUGAAUGUAGCUAUCCUUAUUUGUUAGGAGUGCUGCUCAGUAUUUUUAUAUACAUUUCCACCUGCACCUGUUCCUUUGACCUCUGGAAUUUUUUUUGAAACAUGAAGAGAAGAAAUUUCAGUCUUUGAGAUCUGUGUGAUUUACAAAUUGAGUUUUAUUCCCUGGGAUUUGCCGCGUCACGUCAUUUCCUGGGUCUCCAUACAGGAUGUCAGGUUUUUCAAGUUUUGAGCACUUCUUUCUUUAGUGACAGCAUCUAAGAAGCUUAUUCUCACUUUCUUUUUCCUACCUUUUGCUGUUGAACUUUCUUGUGUAUGACUGGGACAGGGGUUUUGCUUAAAAUGUUGAUAUCCAGUGAGGGAGAGUCAUCUCUUUACAUUUUUCUAUGUGAAGUUUAAAACAACUUGGAGGAAAGUUGUGAACACACACAUUUAUUUUUGUCCUCUGUUUGCUAAGAAUCCUGGGGAGCUCCUGGAGUACACUGCUGAGGGCAGAAAGCCCCUAGGGAGCAGUGAUUAUUCAGGUUCUUUGUAGUCAACACAAUGUACCAUACAAACUGAAUCUAAAGGUAGAAUCCAUCUACAUUUGCGCUGAAGGGAAAUUGCCCAGGAAAUAGCUUCCAAUUAAACUUUCCAUUUUACCAGAAAAAAAAUUAAAUGAUGUUUCAAGUUAGCAAUACAUAUAGAUUAUCCAUACAAUAACUAACUUCACAGGUGUGCAUUUGUGGUAAAAGCAAUGGGUUUCCCCCAGAAUUCACAAAAAUAAAUGACUGUUCCAGAGCCCAAGAAGCAGCUAUUAUGAACAAACUAUAGCUAUUGAAAAAUCAAAGUGCUAAGAGGAAAAAAGUGAUUGUUGUAUAAUUUUUAAAUAAAAAUAUUUAGAAUCAUCAUGAAUCAUCAUCUCAAAGCAAGAAUUUCAGAUUAGCAAAAUGCGACAUUUUUAUUUAUUAAAAUGCUAUAGGUGGAAAAGCAGACACUGGACUAAUCUGUCUCAUUAUGAGUUAACUGAGCCAUUUGCAUCCCUAAGAAAUGGAAUUUGAAAGGCCCAAAGUAGGAGGCACUUGCAACAAGUCACCCUUACU